AUGGAGGUGACAAGCAAGCUGGUCUCGGCUCCAUCACCAAUGAUAUACGUGUCGUUCGACACCACAACGGCGCUGAGCGACGAGAAGAUUCGUGAGAUCACGUUCGGGUUGGAAUGUAGUGGACAGAAGUUCAUCUGGGUAUUGAGGGAAGCUGAAAAGAGGGACAUUUUCAGCGGACGAGGAGAGGCGAGGAAGAUCGAACUGCCCCAAGGGUUCGAAGAGAUGGCGGAGGCUCGAGAUUCAGGCGUGGUGGUGAGGGACUCGGCACCGCAGCUCGAGAUCUUUGGGCACCCUGCAACCGGCGGGUUCUUAAGCCGCUGCGAGUGGAACUCUUUUUGCAUGGAGGGCAUCAGCAUGGGAGUGCCGAUCCUCGCACGGCGGAUGCAUUCGGAUCAGCCAAGCAAUGCCAUCUUGAUAUCGCAAGUCAUCAAGAUUGGACUUAGAGUCAAGGACUGCAUAAGCCAAGACAAGGUCAUGAAGUCAUCUGCGAUCCAAGGUGCCGUGGAGGCACUCAUGGCGUCGGAGCAAGGGGACGAAAUAAGGAAGAGGGCGGCGGAGUUAGGGGUGGCCAUCAGGGGUCAAUGGACGAGGGCGGAGUUUGCCUGGCCGAGUUGGACUCCUUCAUCAAUCAUAUCUCUGGGUAACUUCUCUCCGUUCUUGUUCUGUUGUUAG
Molecule: messenger RNA, 672 nt
Organism: Eucalyptus grandis
Lineage: Eukaryota; Viridiplantae; Streptophyta; Magnoliopsida; Myrtales; Myrtaceae
Product: zeatin O-glucosyltransferase-like
Exons: 2
Coding region: 1-672 (223 amino acids)
Molecular function (GO): UDP-glycosyltransferase activity
Source: RefSeq, a predicted model, not a curated record